AUGCGCAGCAACGAUCCAGGCUUCUGGUUGGCAAAUAGCUUGCAGCCAGGUGUCGUCAAGAAGAUCAAUUCGUCAGCCAUGGCUUUUAAGCAGAUGGAAAAUAUUGCUUUUUUCUUGGCUUUUGCCGAAAAUCACGUCGCGAAGUCGGAACUGUUCCAGACAGUUGACUUAUAUGAAGCGCAAGACCCGAAUGCAGUUCUGAUAUGUUUAUCUUCCCUCGCGCGAAAAAGCGAAAAGUUGUUCGGGAAAGCUGGUCUUGGGCCGAAGGAAGCAGAAGGAGAGAAGAGAUCAUGGACAGAAGAACAAUUGAAGGCCGGACAAAAUGUUAUUGGCCUGCAAAUGGGUAGCAACAAAGGAGCGACUGCUAGUGGCAUCAAUUUUGGUAACACUCGACACAUGUGA
This is a messenger RNA of Haemonchus placei, 402 nucleotides long. The record is from the annotation of a GenBank genome assembly. Lineage: Eukaryota; Metazoa; Nematoda; Chromadorea; Rhabditida; Trichostrongylidae.